GUAGGGUUUUAAUUUUUCGAUGUUGGCAGCAGUCGUUUGGUGUCCGUGAGCGAAAGUUAAAUGGUCGGCAGGCCCGGUGUUGAAAUUUCGCGAUUAGAUACAAAUUAACUGAAUAUUAGCAGAGCUUGAUUGGGGCUAACUAAUCAACAAACACAGAUAAAAUGGCAGUGAACGUGUACUCAACAAACGUGACGUCCGAGAACUUAUCCAGGCAUGACAUGCUGGCCUGGGUGAACGAAUGUCUGCAGAGCGACUACAGAAAAAUUGAAGAACUCUGUACUGGCGCGGCCUAUUGCCAGUUUAUGGAUAUGCUGUUCCAUGGUUCCGUGCAGCUGAAGCGAGUGAAAUUCCGCACGAAUCUCGAGCAUGAGUAUAUACAGAAUUUCAAAAUAUUGCAAGCGGCGUUCAAGAAAAUGGGAGUAGACAAGAUAGUGGCCAUCGACAAACUGGUGAAGGGCCGAUUCCAGGACAAUUUCGAGUUUUUGCAAUGGUUUAAGAAGUUCUUCGACGCCAACUAUCAGGGGACCGGCUACGACGCGUUGGCGGCCAGGGGUGGCGAAGGCAUGGGCAACGGAGGAGCGGGCGCCCCCAAAGGGAACAGCCUUAUGCAAAAGAAGCCGAUGGGUGCGAUGGUUCAGCCCUCCGCAAUCGCCAAGUCGACAACGAAGUCAAUACCGCCAGCCCGAUCCAUGCCUAAGGCGACUGCUCCUAGGACUGUUCCCGCCUCCAAACCGGCUGCCAAUCGAAAUGCUGGCGACAGUUCCGGACAACUGGAGGAUCUCAAGAGCCAACUCGAGGGAUACAAGGGCUCAAUCGACGGGUUGGAGAAGGAGCGCGACUUCUACUUUGGCAAGCUGCGGGAUAUUGAGGUAAUGUGCCAGGAAGCCGAAGGCGACAACCCAUUGAUCCAGAAAAUCCUAGAUGUGCUCUACGCUACUGAGGUAAGAGAUGGGUUUGCUCCCCCCGAGGAGCUUGAAGGCCCCGCCGGCGACGAAGAUGAAUAUUGAACAACCACAGUAUAUUGAAGCUUUUUAAAUAGCUUCGUCAACUUUUUGUAUUAUCACUAUUCUACGAGGUUCUGUUUUUUUUUGCGCAAUUUUUAUUCAAUGUUGGAAACUUUUUGAGGAAGCAAAUUCAAUAAAUGUAUUUGGGAA
This is a messenger RNA of Dendroctonus ponderosae (mountain pine beetle), 1154 nucleotides long. It is a transcript of the gene Eb1, whose product is annotated as microtubule-associated protein RP/EB family member 1. The record is from RefSeq and is a predicted model, not a curated record. Gene Ontology annotation, molecular function: microtubule plus-end binding. Gene Ontology annotation, cellular component: cytoplasmic microtubule; microtubule organizing center; microtubule plus-end. Lineage: Eukaryota; Metazoa; Arthropoda; Insecta; Coleoptera; Curculionidae. Gene Ontology annotation, biological process: spindle assembly; protein localization to microtubule plus-end; regulation of microtubule polymerization or depolymerization. The coding region runs from base 162 to 1007 and encodes 281 amino acids. The transcript has 7 exons.